Molecule: messenger RNA, 705 nt
Organism: Helobdella robusta
Lineage: Eukaryota; Metazoa; Annelida; Clitellata; Rhynchobdellida; Glossiphoniidae
Exons: 4
Coding region: 1-705 (234 amino acids)
Source: RefSeq, a predicted model, not a curated record
AUGGUCGCCAGAGACAAAACAAAAAACCUGCUAGAGUUGAUGAACGAACUAAACGCGACGUGCUGCACUGAAUCAUUGUUCGGCGCUCAAUGUUUUAAACCAUUCAAAGAAGAUGAUGUAGAUUUUUGUUCGUGCGAUCCAGCGAUUGAGGACAGGAGCUUGUCCACGUUCUCGUUUUUAGAGGCCCUCAUGUUGUGUUCAAUGAGAUGUUCACAAACAGCCAGCUGUGUGGCUUACAACUUCUUCAAUGCCACCAAUCAGUGCCAACUCUUCAAUCAAACAUUGAACAAGUUCUCUGUACUUGCCAGGCUGCCAAUAUUAUUUCAAAAAAGAAAUAUUUCUCUGCAACCGAACUUUCCUCAUGCUCUUGAUAUAACAACACCAGACAGAUACAACUUGACUGGAAAUGUUUACGUUGUAGCUGCCAAGUUGCACAAUAACAUGGCUGCUGGUGGUUUCAUAGCCAGCACAGCAGACAACUACAUCCUGACCAACGAAACUUGGAAGUGUACCAUGAACUAUUACGAUGGCUGGUACAAAAUCAAUUAUAACGAUUCAUUCUGGCCUGCUGCACAGCUAGAAAUUUGGCAAGGUGACUCGACGAUUAAUUCAUUUUUCUCUAAGGAAGCCAAAUGGAUCAACCAUCCAAAUGACUGCCCCAACUGUGAUUUUUUCUGUAGAAAGUCAUUCAUCGGUGAAUUUUAG